AUGCCUUCCAACAACAGAUCUCAACCUCUAGGCCGCCAUUUCCAAGUCGGCGGCCAAACAUACCGCUCAUCCAGUCCCUCCUCUUCUCGCCCCCAUCCGCCUGCAGGCCCCGAAAGCCCAGCACCCAUCGACGAAACAGCUGGAUCCGACUACUUCAACCCUCUCAGCCAAGCGCCAUCAGCACAAUCACAGACUUCUCUGUCUUCGUUCCCUCGAUACCCAUCCCAAAAUCCGUCGCAAGCAUCGCUCUCCGCAUUUCCUUCCUACACCGAUACCAAUACCGCUACCAACCUCAACACUGCUUACAACCAGCAAUACCCGCCGCCCCAGAGACGCCCCAGACCUCCCGUCGACCAGGCGCGACAGCCUAGCAUCCGCAUCCGCCGCAGUUCCAACGGGUCCGUCUACUCCAACUUUAGUUUUGAUGGUGCGAGCGACGAUGGCAGGCCGCGGAGUAUUUCUCAACCCGAGAGGGCGAGGGUUCAAGAUGGGCCUGCGCUAGCGCGGCAUUCCCGGAGAGUCCCACAGGCCGCCAUGCCGAGACUCACGGAAGAGGGCAACAGACCCAGCAUGGCUGAGUUGGGCAUGAGCGAUGAUGAUCGCGCCAUGUCGCCUACGGCCUCGCUUCCAGAGGAUGCGAUGCGGCCAAAGCAUGGGAGAUUGCGACGGGCGAGUCGCUUCUUCUGGCCCGGCCAUCGAAGACAACCCGACAACGACUCCAUUGCUGUGCCUAUGCGAAAUCGGGAUACCGACGAUGCUCGAGACGAUGAAUACGACCAAGAACUGGUGGAUUGGCUUGAUGUCAUCGACCCCGAAGUCCAAACCCUCUCGACCCUUACAAACGUCCAAAACUCCCUCUUCGUCCCCGAUCUCGGAAAAUGGGUCAACCGUCGUCCAACAUACGCUCUAUCCCGCCACGACCCCCAAGCAGACUGGGCUCGAGGCGCCGUCGCCUCAGAGCGUCGCCGUGAAGCAGCCCAAGAAGCUCAAGCCCACGAACCCGCCGUUCCCAGCACCAUCGAUGAGGAAACAACACCUCGUUUCCAGCGAAGCAACACUAUUACAUCUCGUCUUACCGACUCGCACUACGCUGCUCUCCCGCAUGGAACAAACCUCGAUGGAUGGUCACCCGAGGAAAAGGCUGAGCUGGAUGAUCACGUUCGACACAUGUUGCACUCUCGGCGCGCGCGCCUUAAGCGUCGUAUGAAGGGUUUCGGACAGUAUGUUCGACGACCGCUGGGUUUCCUCGUCACACUUUACGCCACCCUCAUCACCCUCUUCGGUCUGGCCUGGGUUCUCUUCCUCAUCGGCUGGAUCUACGUAGGCGACAAGCAAUCUUAUCUCGUCCACAUCAUCGACAGUGUUCUUGUCGCUCUCUUCGCCAUCAUGGGUGAUGGUCUCGCGCCCUUCCGCGCUGUAGAUACAUACCAUAUGUUCCACAUCUGGCGCUUGACACGACUCAUCAAAAGAGCCGAAGAGGGCAAGAAGCCCAGAAAAAGGUUACAGAAGAAGACCGUCCCGGCAGGCGUUUCUCUAGACCCUGAAGAUUCGCACCUAACAGGCCACCAAGCCCGCGUUCUUCUCGAUGCGCAGAACUAUAACCCCGAAAGAGACGGCACCAUCGCCACAAUCGACGAACACCCUGAACCUCAACCCGAAAGCCCCGAAACUAUCGAUCUGGAACACGCCAAGUCCAACGGGCCCGAUUCCGACCAGCCCGCUUUGACGUUUGCGCAGUUCAAGAAACUGCAGCACCACCAGAAGAAAAUGGCAAAGUCGCACAGUUUCUACAAACCCCACGAGACAUUUACCCAUCUUCCCUUCCCCCAGCGCUACCUUCUUGCUAUUGUCAUUCUUCUCGACUGUCACUCAUGCCUGCAAAUUUCUCUCGGCGCAUGUACAUGGGGUAUCGACUACCACACCCGUCCCUUUGCCAUCACAACAGUUAUCCUCUGCGUGAGUAUAACCUGCAACAUCACAGCAGGACUUCUCAUCAGCAGAGGUGAUCGCAAGACACGCAAGAAGGACGUGUGGGAAUUGUUGGACAGACAGGAGCUUACACAGGACGCUAUCAAGCACAUGGAGAAGAAGAAGCAGGAAGAAGAAAAAGAGGAGCGGAAGAAGGAGGAAAAGGAAGAGAAGAAAGAGAGGGAGAGGGAGAGUAUGAGUUUGGAUAGGGAGGGCGAUGGAUCGAGUGGACGGACGAGCAGGGAGUUUAAAAAAUUGGUCAAGUCGCCUUCUUGA
This is a messenger RNA of Fusarium pseudograminearum CS3096, 2244 nucleotides long. RefSeq lists its product as uncharacterized. The transcript has 2 exons. The record is from RefSeq and is a predicted model, not a curated record. Bases 1 to 2244 code for a protein of 747 amino acids. Lineage: Eukaryota; Fungi; Ascomycota; Sordariomycetes; Hypocreales; Nectriaceae.